UACAACCGCGUUCACCAUUCAGAAAAAAAAACAAAUUAUUAACGUGCAAAAAAAUAUUUACGAUAUGGUAAUUAACACCGUUUGCUGCUGCGCUGUUUGAUUUACUUUAUACAUUUCAUACCUGGAUACCUAUUUAUCCUCGAUGUAUUAUUGAUAUGUUGUUUGAAAUUUAAAUGAGUUUGAGAAAUCGAUUGAACCCUGUAUCUAAUGUAAACAACCGCGGAGCCGUGAUAAGUAUAUAGGUUAUAGAAAUGGAGGAUAAAUUACCUAAUAUCAAACCAAAGGUUAAGCAAGUAUUCAUAAAAGUUCAUUUUCUGAAGAUUGGUGAAAUAGAUACGGUGAAAGAGAAGUACACAGCCGACAUUUUCAUACAAGCAAGAUGGCGGGAAAAGCAAUUAGAUCACAAGAAACUGAAACACAAGAAUGACUAUGUGCUGGAUUUAGACAGUUUCUGGGAUCCAAAGUUGAUUGUACAAAAUCUUAUAGAACAGACGAAAGAUGACAAACCGUGGAAAGAAGUCCAGUAUACAGAUAAAAAGAAAGCAUACAUUGUCGAAAAACGUCGCCUUCAAGGAGCAUUUUCUGAAAAACUAGAACUUCCGGAUUUCCCUUUUGACCACCAGUUCUUAAAUGUAUACAUUACGUCUGAAUACCCACAAAGCCAGUUAGAAAUCGUAGAAGACAAAGAAGAAAUAAGUCUGUUAAAUUCUGCAUGUUUUGUUGACGAACAAGAAUGGCAGCUGUGUGAUUUUGUUACAAUGCGAAAGAAGCCAACGAGAAAAGAUUUUUCUCAAAGGAAGCGAGUAACAUUUCCGGGUCUAAGUGCCGGAUGUUGUGCGGUCCGGAGAUGGAAGUUUUUCGUGUGGAAUAUGGUGCUAGUAAUGGGAUUUAUUUCAUCUACCUCAAUAGCCACAUUUGCAGUCGACAACAACUUGACACAGAAUCGUUUGCAGUUAUCCAUCACACUUAUGUUAACUACAGUAGCAUUCCGAAUAGUCACAAACCAAGGGUUACCGAAAAUAUCAUACAACACAAUAUUGGAUGUGUAUUUACUGUUUAGUAUGUUAUUUACAUACACAGUAUGUAUCUGGCACGCCGUAAUAUCACUGUUCUCUUCGCAGUCAUACCAGGACGACCUUGACCUGUAUAUUUUCAUUGUCAUGGUGAUAGUGUUUUGGCUGUUUCAAAUUGGUUUCGUUAUUUAUGUUAUAAUCAAAGUUUUCUUUAGGAAUAGAACAAUAAAAGAAAGCCUUCAACAGUAUGAGGAUCAUGCAAUGAAAGUAUUUGGAGACGGCUGGAAACACAAACGUAACACCCAAAAGAACGCUCUCAGGAAACGCAAACAAAGAGGCCGAGCGACUCGACCAUCAGAAGAUGGAUCGGACAAUGAAGACGAUGACGAAUUUAUCAAUACAUUUUUAAUCAGCCAAAAAGAAAGAAGAGUUUAAAGAACAAUAAUUUGAUAAAUUUUACAACAUGCAAACCAGUGCCAUAAACAGUAUUAAUUUUCUCGGUUGUCUUUUCGGUUAUUUUUAUAUUUUUAUUUUCAGGGGUCUUUCCGGUUAUUUUUUAUAUAUAUUUUUGUACAUUCAAAAUUUAAUAACGUUCAUUUUUUUAUAUUCAACAAUAUUAUUAUAUAAAUAAUGUAUUAAAAAGGCUACUGUCGUUA
Mytilus trossulus (common blue mussel) is the source of this 1669-nucleotide messenger RNA. Its product is annotated as gamma-aminobutyric acid receptor subunit beta-like. Lineage: Eukaryota; Metazoa; Mollusca; Bivalvia; Mytilida; Mytilidae. The transcript is spliced from 9 exons. Gene Ontology annotation, biological process: chemical synaptic transmission; regulation of membrane potential; nervous system process. Bases 252 to 1448 code for a protein of 398 amino acids. Gene Ontology annotation, cellular component: synapse; neuron projection; plasma membrane. The record is from RefSeq and is a predicted model, not a curated record. Gene Ontology annotation, molecular function: extracellular ligand-gated monoatomic ion channel activity; transmembrane signaling receptor activity; neurotransmitter receptor activity.